Molecule: messenger RNA, 2552 nt
Organism: Corvus hawaiiensis (hawaiian crow)
Lineage: Eukaryota; Metazoa; Chordata; Aves; Passeriformes; Corvidae
Gene: C6H11orf24
Product: chromosome 6 C11orf24 homolog
Exons: 6
Coding region: 476-1903 (475 amino acids)
Source: RefSeq, a predicted model, not a curated record
GGCGGGAGGGACGCGGUGGCCGUGCCGGGGUCUCCGGGGGCGCGGAGCCCGCGCGGGUUCGGCGGACGAGGAGCCGCGGCCCGCGAGGGGAGAGCGGCGGCUCAGCAGCCGUUCCCGUGAACUGCCCCAGAAGUUGAGCACAUAUGUGGCACGAGUUGCGAAUAAAUUCUGCAGAUUGGCAAAGAAAACUCCUGUCGCAGGAUCGUGUUGAGUAAUGUGCCUUGAUGUCCUACAUGUUUGUUGACUGAAUCCCUGCCAGACUUGGUCAUGCAACACCACUGCUGUUUCCUGAUAAACUGUAGUCCUACUGUAUCCGGGCUUUUAUUGGCUUUUGCUUUCCCUAAAGGCGCAAUAAUUCCUGACAGCAAGAAAAUAGUUGCAAGUGUUUGCAUGGUAUAUUGCAGUGGAUCUGAAGUUGAUAUAAGAGAGAAUUUCUUCUGGGAAGAGAAGCUUCCCUGUGAGGCCAACCCUGAAGAUGUGGACUGCCAUUGUGUUCUUCCUGCUGAUUUCCAUCUGUAUAUGUGAACACCAGUUUUCUGUCCUGAAAGGGGGAGGAGUCCAUGUAGUGCAAAUAAACAGGCUUACAAGUGAAGCGCAAUGCAGGCAGGCUUGUCAGAGCCCAGGUGCUUCAGGGAGCCAUCACUGUAAUUGGUCUGUGCCCUACCAGAAUCACUGCCUCCUCCUGCAGUGUCACCAGCUGAGCGUGUGCCAGAAUGCUGGAGAACAAGACAUCAAAGAUCUUCUUGCAGAAAUUGUCAGCAGCAAAUGGGAAACAGCCCUGUUUCAGCACCAGAGCCAUCCACAGAAAACAGAGAGGGUGCUGAAUGCACAGAUUGACCGACACAGUGUGGAAAACACGUUUUCCUCAACUGCUCAGACUCACAGGGUUCUUUUGAGGCAUUUGGCUCAGGUUGAGGAGGCAAAUGUCCCAACAAGUACUGCAAAACCAACUGCAAGCCAUGCUACCACCACUGCCCCUGCCAUAACAACAAACAUUACAAAUGCAUCUUUCUCUGUUGCUAUGACCACUUAUGAAACAACUGCCAGAGCCUCGAACACCUCUGGAGGUUCUGAUACCUUUAUUAAAGCCAAGUCAGCCUCUACCUCUUCUCCCUUUCAUGGUAACAUCUCUGCUCCCACUUCCAGCCAUGUCACCCAGAUGGUGACCACCAGCCAAAAUUCAGGACAUAAUAGCUCUGUCUCAGUAUUGUCCCUCACUUCUGGUCCCCUCAGUGUUACUUCUGAAGCAGGUACCCAAGCACAGCAGCCUAGCCCGGGUACCACCAGCACCAGUGCUCCUCACCCUGACAGCCCCACCUCUGCUGGAGCUGACCUGAAAGCACCGACCACAACACUGACCACCCCCAUCCCGCAGGAUGCAGUAACAUCUUCCACUGCUUCCACGCGUGCCACGACACCCAUCCCCAUGGAGAGUUCUCACUCUGCAAACCCAGUGCAUGCCAACACAUUGCCAGACCUGAAGCCAGAAACAAAUACAGCCACAGCAUCCUUGAGUGAAUCAGCUUCUCCUCUGGGCUCUACUAGAAGUGCCGUGGUUUUAACUACAGCCUCUACAGUAGCAACUACGACUGAAUAUGGGAUGAAAUCAACAUCUGAUGUCUUUUCAACAACCAUGGCUCCAACAGAUGCAGCCAAAACAACAGCUUUGAGCCUCACAGAAACUCAGGACACAGACAAUGAGUAUCUUCUCAUUGCUGCUGAGCCCCUGACUCAGUACUUAGUGGAUGAAAGUUCACUUCUUGCAGUGCUUUUAGUUGGUACAUUCUUUUUCAUAACUGUUAUAGUUCUUUUCCUCAUGCAGGCCUAUGAAAGCUACAAGAAGAAAGAUUACACACAAGUGGAUUAUCUGAUCAAUGGAAUGUAUGUGGACUCAGAGAUGUGAAGAGGUGGGGAUAAACAGUAGGCAAGAGAGGAAGGGAGAUUGAAAGUCUGCCUGACUUGUUUUUCCUUUCUAUCUGCCUAUGACACAAACUGAAAGUGCUUCCAAAUUUACUUCUAGUGCAAUUGAGGAGAAAUGCCAUGUACUGUAUUAAGAAAAAAAUAAUAAUUUUUUACUCAACUGUGCAACAGGUUGCUGUAAAACCAUAAAAAAAAAAAUCAUUUUUAACGUUUUCAUAAUGCAUAGUAGCUUUGGCCAUUAUAUUUCAUUGCAAAACAAAUCUAACAAGGUGUAAGUUGCCAUCCUCUGAAAAUGCUGUAGCACUUUUCAGCUGUUUACAGUGCAGGCUGUGUUUCAUUUGUUUCACAUGUGCUCCUCUGAAAACAGAGCAAAGGAUGCUGUCACCUUUUGUGAAGUGCUCCCAAAUAGCCAGAUGAGAAGUGUGGAGUACUGUUGCAACAGGGGAGUUUUAAUCCAGUGUGUGUCAUAUUUCAGUAUGCUUCUUGCUUAUGAAGAGAUCUGUUUACAAGGGAUUGUAAACUCUGUUUACUGCUAACCCAAGGUAUCUUCACCAUGGAGUGGAUUACUGUGCCUCUGCACUUAAAUGAUCUUAUUUUUAUAUUCAGUUAAUAAAUGGGGCCCUGGAAGGGCA